AUGUCUGAAUAGGAGUAUUUGUUUGAUUUUGAUUAUAUCCCUAAUUGGAAUUCUUAUGAAUUUGAUUUAGAUUGUCAAGACUAUGAGAGAUAACAAAUAGAUAGAAUAAAAGAAAAGUGUAAUAUGAACUUAUUAAAACGACAACUUGUUUGUUUGUUUGGUUUUCCAUCUAUCUAAAUAGAUAGUGGAUAAAUAAUUGCUUAUCUUAAUGGAAUCAUGGAUUUAAAUGAGAAUGAAUAGAAACGAAUGAUUAGAGUGUUAAUAAGCUUCAUUGGAGAAGUUACUAGUAUAGAAGAUCCUGAAACUAGAUUAGAGACAAUAAGAACUAGAGUUGAACAAUUUCUCACCAUAAAAGGGAUUAAAAUAGAAUGGAGUAAUAAGGUAUGGGAAUACGAAAUAGAAUCACUUUUUGAAUCCAGAUAUUGCAAUCCUUAUUAUAGUAAAAUUCCUUAUACUUAGUUCGAAUAUGCUAACUUCUUUGCUUUGCUAGAAAGUCCUAUGCCCAUGUUUUUAAGGAGUUUGAAUCAUCCAUGUUGUUGUCAAGUAUAUGAUGCAAAAUCUACAGAAGAUUUUAAAUAAUUAUGUAACAUCACUGAUUUAAAAAAUGUGAGGAGGAUAAGAAAAUAUAUCUAAUCAAUAAUAGAUAAAUUAGAAGAAUUUAGAAAUUUACUUAUUGAUAUUGAAACUAAGAAUUAUAAGAGUGGAACUGAUGUAAUUAAUAGUUUUAAUCAAUUAUCUCAAGAACUUGAUAAAAUAAUAAAUAUAGAUUUAUAAUUAAGUGAUAAAUGUAGCUUAAAAUAAGAAGAGAGAUUGAGAUUUAAUAAUGAUGCAGAUAAUUAAACUGAAAAGAAUUCUAUUGCUUUAUUAGAAACAAAAACAUCAGCUAAUACAUUUACUACGAUCCAUCAAGGUAAUUUAGACUGUCGAACUAAAAGGCAGAAGAAGAAAUAAAAAUAAUUAGAAAAAUGCUAUUUCUCAUCAGCUUUCUUAAAUUAUAUUGAUUCAGAAACUAAUCUUAGUUUAGAAAACAGUCAAAAUUCUGAACCUAAACUUGAGGAUCAAUUAUUUAAAUUUACUUUAAACACUGAAAUACAUAAUUAACUAAAUAUUUAAUGUACUUCUGUUUAAGAUAUUUUGAAGAAAAUUGAAAUAUACUAAAAUCAAUUAUAAAGUUUGUAAUUAAUAGGUUUUCCAUGUCCAAAAUUAGAUAAAUCUCAUUUAAAAUAUAUACUAUCUAAUUUUCGUGAAUGCUAUACCAAUAAAAAAAUAUUAAUUGAAUGGAUUAUUUCAAUUAUUUGGGAAUCAUUAACAAUUAAAGAGGAUGAAAAUAAUUGUAUUAAUGAAGUGAGAAAAUAAGCUUUAGAAUAUUUUUCAUCUAUUAAAUUAGAUAGGGAAGAAUUUGAAUAUAUUUUAAAUAACUGCUAUGAAAAAUAAGCCUCUAUGCCAUAUAAUAAAAGCUUUGAAAUAGCACCUUUUUCUAUUUAAAAAUUGUCUCAAUUAGUUAAUCGAAAAUUUCCAGAAUCCUUCUAACUUAAUAAUUGUCUGGCAAGCAGAGUAGUAUUCAAAUCUAAAGUAUUUUAACCUUUGGAACAACCAUGUAAAAUAACUGAAAUCAAAAAUAUUAGAACUAUUAGGAAAUAUAUAAAUGAUAUAUAUUAGAGUUUAGAAAAACUGGUUGAAUUCAAAAAUAAAUUAAAUAAAACUAAUUCUAGUAAAUCACAGAAUCAUUUAUUAAUUAGAGAAUUUAAAAUACUUGAUUCCAAUCAUCAAGAUAAAGUGAACAGAAAAUUAAAAUAAAAAGACUGCUCUUCUUUAUAGAAAAUUGAUAAGGAGUAAUCAGAAAAAAAUUGUAUAAUAAUUGAUGACAAAGACUAAUUAGAUAGAUAUUUUAAUUGUUAAGAUAAAAAUGCUAUUGAAAUAGAAGAUGAUCCUUUAAUUAAAAAAGAGGAGUUAGUAAAAUCAAAAUAAAACCAAAUUUAAAAUGACUUAAAUUUUGUGAAGAAGAAAAGUGAUAUAAAUUUAAAAUUAGAAGCAAAAAUUGAAGUAGAAUAAGCAAAAUUAGAAUAUUAAAAAGAAGAAUAAUUUUUAUGCAAUGAAAUGAUUUCUCCGGUUUAAAGAUAUUAUUUUCAUGAAAAUCAAUCACCUAAUAUUUUUCAUUCUCCUUGUUUUAAUUAUUGCUCCCCUCUAGCAAAAUAAUUUUUUAAUAAUUUUGAAUUUGAUUAAUAAGAAAUUGAAUCACCUGAUAGAUAGUUUUUAUAAUUUCAACCUCCUCAUAACUUCAAUUGA
Messenger RNA from Paramecium pentaurelia, 2286 nucleotides. The record is from the annotation of a GenBank genome assembly. NCBI's taxonomy places the organism in Eukaryota, Ciliophora, Oligohymenophorea, Peniculida, Parameciidae.